This is a messenger RNA of Aedes aegypti (yellow fever mosquito), 4273 nucleotides long. It is a transcript of the gene Rhp, whose product is annotated as rhophilin-2. The record is from RefSeq and is a predicted model, not a curated record. Gene Ontology annotation, biological process: negative regulation of stress fiber assembly; signal transduction. The coding region runs from base 1289 to 3643 and encodes 784 amino acids. Gene Ontology annotation, molecular function: protein binding. The transcript has 11 exons. Lineage: Eukaryota; Metazoa; Arthropoda; Insecta; Diptera; Culicidae.
ACCGAUUUGUAUUUUGACGCGUACGCUUUGUCGGAACGUUUUGUUGCGGGAGCGUUAUAUUUUGGGUGUGUAAACGCGCGCGCGCUCGCCUACUAGGUUCGGAUACCUCGGAGUGUGAGAGAUAAGAAAAUCUGUGGUGAGGAGACGGUGAAUUCUGGCGUUCAAUCAACGCCAACUUUGAUUGUCGCGAUUGCGACAGCAGUGACGAGAGUGACAAGCGACGACGAGGGGCAAUUGUUUGCGCCUUGAUUGAGCUUCGAGGGGUGUGUUGUGUGUGGUCGCGGUAGGCUCAGAUUUGAAUUUGUACCUAGAGAACGGAACAAUAGAACACGAAUACGGGUGUGGGUGCAGGAGGCUCAACCAGAGAGUGAUUCAUGAGUCACAGAAUUUUGCGUUUUUUGAAUGGGACUCGCGCGCGGAAGAGGUGGAGUUCGAUUCUUGGUUCGUGUUUUGUGAUUGAAGUUUCGUGUGGAGUUUUUCGACGGCGAUGAUCGCCGCAUUAUAAUAGGCAACAAUUACGCCCACACAUAUGCGAGAGGAUUGCUGUUGUUGUUGAGCCGUUUCGUUGAUGGUUGGAUAGAAUAAAGUCCGGACCAUUGUUGGGACACGGAACACGAAGGUGGCCCACUGUCCCCUACGACUCGGGGAAGGGAUCAAUCCCUGCAGGCAAAAGUGACGACGGAACGAAAUUUCGGGUUUCGGUUUUUGUGGGGUGUCGUUCAUCAGCAGUGACCGACCAUCAAGUUAAGGGUCGACUCGUUGUUUAUUGCUGACGCGGAAGGAAUUCCCGCUCGCAAUCCAAGUAGGUGCCGUACAAAGUACAGUGGUAGAAGAAGCAAAACUACAAGAAGAAGAUAAAAAUACCUGAUCGCAGUAGUCGCACGCAGCAGGUCAUUCCAAAGGAAGUGCAAAGUUCCGACCCAGCUGUGUAAACGGAAAACGAGUGCAAAGCCUACUGCGUAAGAAACGGGGUGGAAGGAAGAAGGAGAAGGUUUGAAAGGUGCGACACAGAAAUCGAUGGAGAAUAAGUGAGUGAUAGUGGCAAGUGAUUGCUUUGGUGGCACACGAAGCAGAUUAAGUUGCGGGGGUGGCCAACGUGCGUCAAUAUUUAUAUGCUAAUGGAAACGUGAGACGGGCGAGUUCGAGGUCGUCUGAACGAAAAUAACUUCGGGCCAAAUCAAUUCGGGGAACGUGGAAGAACAUCGUUUAACGCAAGAGAACAGAUAAGCCGUCUUUCGAUUCGAGAUUGAUUGGAAGAGACGAUUCCAGGAAAGAAGCUAGCAUCACAAUGAACGCCAAGGAGAAGGACAAGGAUCCGCAACCGUCGUUCAGCUUCAUAAGGGGUUCCGACCCGAGGGCUGCGACCUGUCGGGGCAAACUGCAGAGUCGCCGGUGUAAGCUGAACCAGGAAAUCAACAAAGAGCUCCGGUUGCGGGCCGGAGCCGAGAACCUGUUCAAGGCGACCACCAACAAGAAGCUGAAGGAUACGGUGGCGCUGGAGCUGAGCUUCGUCAACUCGAACCUGCAGCUGCUGAAGGAGCAGCUGUCGGAGCUGAACUCGUCGAUGGAGAUCUACCAGAGCGAGGGAAUGGACUACGUGAUCCCGAUGAUCCCCCUUGGGCUGAAGGAAACCAAAGAGGUGAGCUUCAUGGAGCCCUUCUCGGACUUUAUCCUGGAGCACUACAGCGAAGAUUCGUCCGUAUAUGAGGACGCGAUCGCCGACAUCACCGAUACGAGACAGGCCGCCAAAACCCCAACCAGAGAUGUCCAGGGCGUGGCCCUAUUGUUCCGCUACUACAACCUGUUGUACUACGUCGAGAGACGAUUUUUUCCGCCCGAUCGAAGUCUGGGGGUCUACUUCGAGUGGUACGACUCGCUGACCGGGGUCCCCUCCUGCCAGCGAACGGUCGCAUUCGAGAAGGCCUGCAUCCUGUUCAACCUGGCCGCCAUCUACACGCAGAUCGGCGCCAAGCAGGACCGCUCCUCGGAGAAGGGCCUGGACUCCGCGGUGGACAACUUCCUGCGGGCGGCCGGCGUCUUCAAGCACAUCUACGACACCUUCACCAACGCGCCCUCGAUGGAUUUAAAACCUCAAGUCCUAGAAGUGCUGGUAGCACUUAUGUUGGCGCAGGCACGUGAGUGCCUGUACGAGAAACUUUUACUACAGCUAGAAGAAAUGACCAAUUCCGAUUGCGGUUCGCUACAACGCAAUCUUUCCGGGGAAGCCACCCAACUGACGAUGGAGUAUCGGGAGAUUCACAGGAUAAUCCAGAGUAACGAGGCGCACACAUUCCUACCGGAGUCCUGGGCAGGGCUGGUUCCCCUGAAGUCCGAACACUACAAAGCCCUCGCCCACUACCACACGGCCAAAUCGAUCGACCCCGCCCUGCAAACCUUCAAAACGAGCACCCCCUCCAAAUCGGCCAAGCAAAAGGCCGCCCUCGGCAGUGCGCUCAACCUGGGCAGCCAAACCCUGUCCCAGUCGUUGGAUACGUUCAUCUUCGACGAGACGUCCCUCGAGGGGGACCUCAAUCCGGCCAUGCUGAAGAAAGCUCACCUCCGCGAGUCCCUCUCUAGUCACGAGGAAGCCCAACGAUUGCAGCGGAUGUGCCGCGAGCUCAAGAACAAAAUCGCCCUCACCAAGGUGCUGAACUACGCGCUGGAAAAGACUGCCGAAGAGCUGGAAAUGCUCGACCUGGAGCUGGACGGAGCCGGAUAUCUGGACGAAGACAUCGACAUGAUCGAUGUGACGCUGAACACUACCUCCAAGUUUACGAUCUCCCUGACCGGGCCGGACUUCACGGCGUACAAGAUCGAAGAUCCCUUCCGUAAGUUGGGACCGAUUGCGAUCUUCUCGGCGAGGCGCCACUGGACCGCGCCUCGGUGUAUCCGUCUGCAGAAGGGCAACUCGAUGAUGAUGACCGGCGGAGGAACGCUGGAUCGCCGUCGGUACAAUAGCGAACAGAACGGAAGCACCGGUAGCAGCACUGGGGCCAGCAGUAUCGACGGAAGCAGCGACACCGGUGGCAGUCGAGGCAAGUGCCAGUGCAACAAGACCAACUACUACAACGACGUGAGGGCGUGCGACGUGUGCUUCAAGGACGUGUGCAACAUCUCCGAUGCGGACUACCGGGCGAGGAACAAACUGACCCAGAUGCCGUCGAGCGAUGGAAGUAACUGCAGUAGCAACGUUGAUAGCUUUGAGAGCUUCGGGUUCCACGUGCGGGGCGAUGCGCCGGUCAUGAUUUCAAAUGUCGAGAUCAACUCGUUGGCUGAUCUCGGUGGCAUCAAGGAGGGAGAUUUCAUCGUGGAACUGUGCGGAAUCGACGUCAAGUGGUACACCAACCAGCAGGUGCUGAAGCUGAUCAAGAACUGCUCCAACAGUUUGGACCUCAAAGUGAUCACCCCGAUGGAUCGCAACUAUCUUAAGCCAAUGGCCUCCACCCUCUCGAAGGGAUCGAUUUCAACGCUGUCCGGCAGCUCCUCGGGGGUGUCCUCCGGAGCACCCAGUCCGACCGGCACCACGACCAAAAGCGGCGGCAGCAAACCGCGCUCCAAACUGAGCAAGAACCGCCUCAGCAGUUUCACCUCCGGCAGUUGGAAUCCGUUCCGUCGGACGCAGAGCUUGGGGAAGAUUUUCUAGCCAGAAAAAAAAACUGCAAUCAAGCGGGCAUUAAACCGUUCUUCUUCAAUUGGUUCCAGUUUGAGGGAAAUCAGAGUGUACAGAAAGAGACUAAUUCAGUUCUACUUAACUUUUUUAUUCAACGUUGGGAAGUAAGUGCUUUAGCGUUUAAGUCGAUUAUAUCUUAGGAUUUGUAAAGACAUGGAUGCCAUCACAAAACAUAAUGUAGACAACACACAUUCAUCUACCUCUCCUUGCCCAUUUGCCAAAUGGGGGAAACUGGAUGCGAGUAGUAGUCGAAUGGGAAAAAAGCCUAAUUUAUAUAACUCUAUCCCUUACAAACUAGAGCAAGUUUCUCUAUUUUAAAAUUCACCUUCGGAACGGCAGUGUUUCCUUUCCAAGGCAUAUUUAUUAUUUUAACGGAAUGUUAGUGUUCUUAAAAUGGUUCUAGUUUUAGUUUAGAAGCGAUCCAAGAAGACAUGAUAGGAUGUAGUCGACAUUGUACAUUUGAGAAUAUUGGAUUAAGUUAACAGUUAAGAUAGCUCCCGGGUCCCAAAAGGAACAGAUUUACAGAUACAGAUGGUUUACUAACACUUGUUUCGGUUUACACAAUAGUCUAUUCUAUAAAGAGUUUUGAAAGACGAGAUAUAU